This is a messenger RNA of Hemicordylus capensis (graceful crag lizard), 12765 nucleotides long. RefSeq names its product tripartite motif containing 67 (gene TRIM67). The record is from RefSeq and is a predicted model, not a curated record. Lineage: Eukaryota; Metazoa; Chordata; Lepidosauria; Squamata; Cordylidae. Gene Ontology annotation, molecular function: zinc ion binding; protein binding. The coding region runs from base 147 to 2429 and encodes 760 amino acids. The transcript is spliced from 10 exons.
AGGCGGCCACUGUGGAAUAUGGAGGGAAAGGGCGCCGGUAAGAGCACUAAGAAGUCUGACUGUACCCCGCUGCUUUUGUUCUGAUCGGUCCCAUCGCACCCCCACCCCCUGCCCUCUGCGGUUUCGACACAAAGCAGCCCGCGGCCAUGGAAGAGGAGCUGAAAUGCCCCGUGUGCGGCUCGCUGUUCCGGGAGCCCAUCAUCCUGCCCUGCUCGCACAAUGUCUGCCUACCCUGCGCCCGCACCAUCGCCGUGCAAACGCCAGAGACCGAGCAGCACCUGCCGGCCAUGCUGCACCCCCGGGGCCCUGUAGCGGCUCCAGGGGCCGGGGCCGCCGCCGGGCCAGCCUCUCUCGACUACGACUGCGGGGCCGGCGGCGGGGGAGGGGGAGGGGGCGGCGGAGGCGGCGUGGACCUUGCGGACAAGCUGAGCCUGCACAGCGAGACCGACAGCGGCUACGGCUCCUACACCCCGAGCCUUAAAUCUCCCAACGGGGUGCGGGUUCUGCCGCUGGUGCCGCCGCCCCCGGGAUCGUCGGCGGCUGCGGCCGCAGCGGCGGCGGCGGCCCCGCGGGGAGGAGGCACCAGCUCCUCGCUGACCUGCCCGCAAUGCCAUCGCAGCGCCUCGCUCGACCACCGCGGCCUGCGAGGCUUCCAACGCAACCGGCUGCUGGAGGCCAUCGUGCAGCGCUACCAGCAGGGCCGGGCCGCCGCCUCGGCCGCCGCCAAGUGCCAGCUGUGCGACCGCAGCCCUCCCGAGCCGGCCGCCGUCAUGUGCGAGCAAUGCGAGGUGCUCUACUGCGCUGCCUGCCAGGUCAAGUGCCACCCGUCCCGGGGGCCCUUCGCCAAGCACCGCUUGGUCCCGCCACCCAGCCAGCAGGGCGCCCCUAGCGGUGCAAGCGGGGCCAGCGGCGUAGGGGCCAGCGGCAGUGGCGGGAGCAAGGCACCGGGGGCGCCCCGCAAGCCGCCAACCUGCACGGAUCAUGAGCUGGAGAACUACAGCAUGUACUGUGUGACCUGCCGGACCCCCGUCUGCUAUCAGUGCCUGGAAGAAGGCAAGCACGCCAAGCACGAGGUGAAGGCCUUGGGGGCCAUGUGGAAGCAGCACAAGGCACAAUUGUCUCAGGCUUUAAAUGGCAUCUCAGAUAAAGCAAAGGAAGCAAAAGAAUUUCUGGUUCAGCUGAAAAAUAUAUUACAGCAGAUACAGGAAAAUGGCUUGGACUACGAAGCCUGUUUGGUGGCUCAGUGUGAUGCCUUGGUUGAUGCUUUGACUCGUCAGAAGGCAAAAUUGCUCACAAAAGUUACCAAAGAGCGUGAGCACAAGCUAAAGGUUGUGUGGGACCAGAUAAAUCACUGUACUCUGAAACUGCGUCAAUCUACAGGGCUUAUGGAAUAUUGUCUUGAAGUAAUCAAAGAAAAUGACCCUUCUGGGUUUUUACAGAUUUCAGAUGCUUUAAUCAAACGCGUUCAAGUGUCUCAGGAGCAGUGGGUGAAAGGAGCUCUGGAACCAAAAGUAUCUGCUGAAUUUGAUCUGACUUUGGAUAGUGAACCACUGUUGCAGUCGAUUCACCAGCUGGACUUCAUUCAGAUGAAAUGUAGGGUUCCGGUUUCAGUGCCGCCAGUCCCGCUACUGCAGCUGGAGAAGUGCUGCACUCGUAACAACAGUGUGACGUUAGCAUGGAGGAUGCCUCCUUUCAGUCACAACCCAGUGGAGGGUUACAUCUUGGAACUGGAUGAUGGAGAUGGUGGACAAUUCCGGGAAGUAUAUGUUGGCAAGGAGACCCUAUGCACUAUCGACGGCCUUCAUUUCAAUAGUACCUAUAAUGCAAGAGUCAAAGCCUUUAAUUCAUCAGGAGUGGGCCCAUAUAGCAAGACUGUUGUUUUACAGACUUCUGAUGUGGCCUGGUUUACAUUUGAUCCCUCUUCAGCCCAUAGGGACAUAGUCCUGUCAAAUGACAACCAGACGGCUACCUGCAGUAGCUAUGAUGAUCGUGUUGUUCUGGGCACAGCAGCUUUCUCAAAGGGAGUCCAUUACUGGGAACUGCAUGUAGACCGUUACGAUAACCAUCCAGAUCCAGCCUUUGGAAUUGCUAGAAUCAAUGUUGUCAAGGACAUGAUGCUGGGAAAGGAUGACAAGGCAUGGGCUAUGUAUGUCGACAACAAUCGCAGCUGGUUCAUGCACUGCAAUUCACACACCAAUCGGACAGAAGGGGGUGUUUCUAAAGGAGCAACUGUAGGUGUUCUUCUGGACCUCAACAAGCACACCCUGACCUUUUAUAUAAAUGGGCAGCAGCAGGGACCUCCAGCAUUCGAAAACGUGGAGGGUGUCUUCAUGCCUGCAUUAAGCCUCAACCGAAAUGUGCAGGUGACUCUGCACACAGGACUUGAGAUACCCCACACUGUAAGACCACCAAAGCUGCCGAGCAACUGAGCUCCUGCUACCUGAAUCUAAGCUGGAUUUUGUAAUCUUUCAGUUUGGCAUAAAUCAGUCUUUUUAAAAGUAUCCAUAGUUUAGAUCAAGAUCAAAAUUGGCUAUUAGGUUUAGCUAACCUGGUGAUUAUUUUUAAGUCUACAUGCCUUUUAAAAUUGUACAUGGUUUCAAGAGUGCUUAAAUACUGUAAUCACCAGAUUUCCUUUUGGCUAUUUUGGCUAUGUCAUUGUGUAAAACCUGACUGAUCUGACCACCUAAAGACAAACAUACAUGAGAGUGGUGUUUUUAACCUUCAUUUUUCUACCUCACGUUCCUUUUCACUAUUCAUUUUCCCCAUAUAGUUCAGUUUCCCUAACUACGUGGCACAGGCUGGAGAAUGUUAAUAGUACUUAAGUUCCACUGAUUACAAUGGGAGUUAAAUACCUGUAACAUUCUCUGGAUUAAACUCAUUGUAGGUACAUUUUGUUCCAUCCUGGUUUCUGAUUGUGAUGCAAAGAUGUAGAUAAUGACAGCCCGCACACUAUGCUGGGCCAAUCUGUUUGGGGAGUUUGGGUAUAUAGAGGAUCCUGCAUCAGUGUAGAUGUUUGGACUAAGCGGCCACUAGACCAUUCUCCAAAUUCAGGCAUGAUGGAACCAGAAUAAAAAGGAUUGUGAACCCAUUGAGGUCCAUAGUAGCAUAAUUCUUACUGAAUCCACUGUGAGCAAGGAUUUAAUUUUUAAAAGCAAUAUAUGCAGCAAUCCUCCAAUCUACUUAUUCCAGAAUAGUUCCAAUGGAUUGCAGCUUUGAUCCUAAAUACCAUAAUCUUGGUAUAUCUGCCUGCAACACUUGAGUAAGGCUGACGCAAAGCUGUUGUAACUUCAUGGCUUGUGACUUUGAGCUCGGGUGGCAUUUGAUAUACUACCUUUAAAGGAAAUAAUUUGCAGUUACAGUGCAACUGAUAUUUGAAAGAGACCAAAGACCUACUCAUUGCAACACAGAUUUGGAGACAUGGAGCAACUAAAGCAGAUCCCCAAUAUACUCAAUAAUAAUACAUUCUCAACAUCUUUAUGUGGUUUUGUGCCAUAUUUUAUCACAUGCCCUUCUUCUUGUUAUGCUACUCCUAUCCUCACUAAUCCUCUUGCAAUUUGGCAAAAUGGCAGGGUGGCACACUCCUUACUCCUGAAGCCCUGGCCCCUCCUGCUAGUCUUUGCAAGGGUAAACUGCUCACUUGCAAAAUGCAGCACUAGCAGAGUACUGUUCUAGGAGGAGUUCAUCCCUUCUCUUCCCAGAAAAGACCUGGGAGGUGUCUGUCUACACACCCUUAAUAAAGAACUCGCUUUCCUGCUGCCAAAUCAAGAAGCAGAAAACUAAACAGUAGUUCCUCCCCAGACUCACUACAAACUAUGACAGCGUUUCCCAGGAUGUAUGGCAGGGAAACAGCUGGUGAGAACUUGAGUUGCCAUGCCCCCCGAAAUUCCAGGUUUCAUCCAGAUUUUAAGCAUCUCACCCUGAUUGCUUAGCCCACUCAGAUGUGCCUGGGUUUCUUUCUUUCUUUCUUUCUUUCAAGCUAAGCUCUAGCCCUUGUAGCAGCGGAGUUAUGGAGCCAAACAUGCAGUCACUAUUCUAUUCAAACAUUAUUUUCAAGCCAAUUUACAUAAUAUGCAAAUUAGGCACCUGGAUUUGGAAAGCCAGAAUAUGGCAACCCUAGUGAGAACACACUCCAGUAUUUUGAAUGGAAGAAGCAUUUAAGCAUGUGUCUCUUCUUACUGUAUUCAGUACUAUGCAGAGUUAAACGUUAAACAUGCAUGUUUGUGCUUUCUUGGGUUGCAGGAAAAUCUUUUGGGGUUGUUUGUUCCAUGACUUUCCAAGCUGUCAGUUGAGUGGAUUGCUAAACAGUAUGGAAAUGUGAAACAGUAUGAAACCCAGGGUCAUACAAAUGAGCCACAGUCUGGGUAGCUACCACAUGUUCCAAGCCAGGGGUUCUCAGUCUUGGGUCCCCAGAUAUCUUGGACUGCAACAAGAUGGAGAACCCCUGGCCUAAGCUUUUGUGGGGAUGGAAAACAUUGUCAACCAUGUGCGACCAUUUCUUUACUUUUCUUCUCCACAGAGUAUAGUGUGUAUUGGGCAAACAAAAUGAUGGCCAGACAAACCAGUUGGCUAAACAGGAUCCAGUAGAAGGCAUCAUAACUCAGCAGCUGGUUCUGUGUCCUCCUUUGAGCAUAUGCAUCCCCAGCACAGCAUCCCUCCAGUGGCUGUUGCUGUUGUCUAUCUUAUGUUUCUUUUUUAGAUUGUGAGCCCUUUGGGGACAGGGAGCCUAUGUAUGUAUGUAUGUAUGUAAACCACUUUGGGAACUUUUGUUGAAAAGCAGUAUAGAAAUAUCCAUAAUAUUUGGAUUUGUAUAUGAAGAACUUUGUGCUUAACUUUAGCAAGUAAAUAAGCUUUAGACUUAAGGGCAUUUUAAAAUCAAGAGAUACCACAGUCAAGUCUUUGUCUAACUUCACCAACCCUUCCUGCGUACUAUUAUUUUAUUAGUUAUUUACUUGCUAAUACUACUAUUGAGAUACAUUACAUACAUAUACCCUGAAAGUUAAAACACACAAGCUGAAAUCCCAAAUGAUGAAUCCAUUGCUAAGCUCUAAGCUGCACCAUUCCUCCCACCUCCAGACUUCAGGUGAGAGAAGGAAUGUUUGAAUGCUCCCUUGCAUGAAGUAUUCCUUAUACAUACAAAGCUGGUAUGUUGGGUAAAAAAGGUUGUCUAGGACCUUCUUUCUGACAUGCUAGGUUUAUAUGUAUGGGGAGUAUUGUGCUUGGAAGCAUUCAAACAUGCAGUCUGAAAUGGUACAGCUCAGGAAUGAUACAUCGCAUGAGAUUUCUUCUAAUCUUUUUAAACUCUUGUAGGUGUAUGAAUAUGUGUUUAUGUCUGCAGUACAUCCAAGAACCUUACAAAUUCCAAGUCUAGCUUUCUUUCUUGUUCAAAUCCUUAAGUGUAGGAUACAACUAUCCCUAGUAUGUUUUUCUUGGGUAGCUCUUGAUCAGUUUAGAUAAUAAAUGGGGUCAGUUUUUCAUACUUGCAAUGAAUAUAUCAGUUAUCACAGGUGCAGAUUCAUCUGCAUGGAAAUCUUUGGCAAAGCACAUUCAUGUGCAUACAUAAUAGGAUGCAAACUGCAUGUGAUGCUUCUGUUAAUCUGUGGUUGCCAUAUUGACAACACUACCACUAGGAUUUUAAGGCUGGGCUUCAUACAAUUACACAAAAACACUUCAUGACAAUUGGACCAGUUUGGUCAAAAUGCAUCUCUAUCAUAGGACAUGCCAUUCAAUUUGGAACUCAGAUAUACCUCCCAUGUAUAUACAGAAAAAAGUGCCAUAACAGCAAAGAUUUGUUGGGGAGGGAUUAAAAAGUGGGGAGCAUUGGGACAUGGGGAGAAGAAUAAGUAGCAUCUCCAUGCAGUAGCUGGGGCCACCGUUUCUUCCAUCCUGUCUUCUCUUCCUUUUUCAAUCUUAUGAGAAGCACACAGAAGGAGCUUCUUUUUAUACGCAAAGAAAGAAUAACAGUUACAAAUCAUUUUCCUUUUUCAGCUUGCAAGCAAAGGUGCUUUCUUUUCUCUGAGUCUUUAUCUUAGCUACCUUUUGUAGGGUAUUUUAAUUUGAAACUCUAUAUUUCUGUAUUGAAAACAGCAAAGAAUGGUGUUGUGUUUGUUUUCUUGUUAAAACAUUUCAGCAUAUUUUUAUCUAGGAUUUUAAAAAAAAUGUUUUUAGCAGAGUCUGCUUCAAGCCUACCUCACCCAGCAAGUUAUGGACCCUGUUCACUGUGAACUCGCCUUCUAUUAACUUGUAGCGAUAACUUUGACUUUGGAAGUACAUCUUAAUAGGCCAGCAUAUGGCAGUGAUUCCCAAAUGGUGGGCCACACUGCCAUUGUGCUCCUGUAAGUCACAAGAGCCUGAUGAGUGUGGCUUAUCAUGCAGUUGGUGGUGGGUUCUGAGAAUAAUUAGACUAAGGGUUUUGCUUCUGGCUCAGGGCCAACGCCUGAGGUAGGCUUAACAUAGUGAUCUCACAGGUGUCUGUCCCUUUUAGUAAAAUGCUUGGGAAUCACUGGUGGAUUUGAAUGCUGCAUUUAAGUUCUGUAUGUAAUUUUUUUAUACAAUUGUCAUAUCAGUGAGCAGUGACGCCUCUUAUUAGGGAAAAAAUAGCAUUGAUUAUGGCAUUAAGAGUGAACUUCCAUUUUCACUCCAAGUGAUUUCUAGCAGCUUAAAUCCUUGUGAUCCAGUUCGAAAAGGGAUUUGAAACAACUUUUGUACACCUAAUAUUGCUGAAUUCUUUCUGUUCUUUUUUGUAUAUUUUUGUAUUACUCCAUGUUGUGGUGUACUUGCACUAGACCUUUCUUGUAGGUAAUGAAGAUGUAAUACACCCUGAGAAGGCCAAAUGAAAAUGCAUGCAGUUGAGUAGGGGUAUUGUUUCUCAUAGCUGUGGAGAAACAAAUGGGUGUUUUCAUCUCUGUUUUUCUUCAGAUUCUUAUUUCAAGAGAGGAACAAGCUGGGUAUAACCUCAGCCUUCUUUAUCUAUCAGGCCAUUUCACAGGAACAGGUUUGCCACCAGGUUGGAAGUCCUUAAGGAAUGUGCUUGUAAUAGCAAAUUUCAGCUCUCUGAUGAGUGUACCUGUGUGGCACAUUUGUUUUCAAACACCUCUGCCGCAUUUACACUUUACUUUUCUAGGGGUACACUUUUUAAAUCACAGGAGUGUACCUAAAAAGAUGUAAUUUUCAAGAGUCGGUGCUAAAAAAAGCGGGUAGAAAUGCAUAUUAAAGCAAUCCAUAUUAAAUGAUCAUCUUUUUAAUUAUCCCCAUCCUCUCUGUAUCUAGAGGGGUACAAAAUGACCUGAUCCAUGCAGCUACUUGAAGUUGUUUUUUUAAAGAAAGGCAGUGAAGUAUUUUGUUUUUUUUCUGAACAGAAUGGACAAAUUUGUGAACUAGAUGCUAUGAGCACUCACUACUGUUCUGAACACAUAGAACAAUGGCGUGGAGAGGGGGGUAAUUGCACUGAUGUGAUUAGUGCUCUUGAUGGCUGAUGCAUGUGAUUAGUUUACCACAUACUCAUUCAAUCUGAGCAGGAAAAAACAAAGGCUACACAGUUUUUAAAAAGGCAUAAAUGUGGGGGUAUGAACCAGCUAUUUGCUUGCAAUAAGAUGACGUAAGGAGCAGAAGGGACCAGAAGCAUGUAUUUGUUCACCUUGUUUGUCCUUUGAUAUGUCCUGGACUGCAGAGCUGGCUGUGGAGCCUGGGUCCUUUUUCAGGUGGUAUUUCCAGGUUGUCAAGGGAAAGUUAGUCCCUCAUAAUGUCUGGAUAGAUAUCUGAAGGAUAUUGCCCCUCAGGUUCCAUGAUACACUACUGUGCCUACCCAUGAGUGAGUUUAUUUGUAAGUGGCAAACUGAAGUGCCUGUCUGUGGAGGCCAUUUUGAUUUUCUCUUCUUGACACUUUUAUCCCUCAGUAGGGAUGUGGUUGAACCUGUUUGGUCCAAUGGUCUGAUAUUGAACUGAACCCCUGCAGUUCAGUUUGCUAUCAGACCACCAUCACCCCUGGCCAUUGGGGGUGUGUGUGUGUCACGGUCCUUUAAUUUUUAUUUUUAUUUUUAAUUAUUCACCCCCUCCGGGGGGCUUCUCUGAAGCUGCAGGAGAAGGUUCUCCUUCCCCGCUAGCCUCCAUUAUGUGGCAAAUCACCUGGGUCGGGUGGUCUUCAGCCCAUUCCGGGCCUCACCUUCAUGGUGGCGGCCAUUUUGGAAGCUGCCACACACACUCAAUGGGCCUCUGUGUGGCCUGACCCAUUGGGGCAGAGGUGAAACUAAAUACAAGCUUGAGCAACAAGUUGUAACACCAGCAAACCCCUAUGAAUAGCUUAGACCAAGAUACAUGGAGAGUAUGACUCUGGAGAAACAGGGGAACUGGAGAGCAGAGUGGGGUUGGUUGUCCCUUAUUGAUCUGAAUGCCCUUUUCCUUCUUCACCUCUAUGGCAUAUUGGUGGAUCUGAUAGCCAAGAGAAGCUCUUCUGUGAAAAGCUUUCCCUGUGAAGUUUCUUCCGCCACUGAAUUAUAUUGGGAUGGGAUUCUGCUUAAUCUCAUCUGCUACACGUAUAGGACUAUAUGUGCUACUACAGAGAAAUGUGAAAGGAUUUAGACGUAAAUAAGCAAAGGGUUUUGAAGACCAAACCAAAGCCUUGAAUGCUGAAUCUACAUCUUUAGAUUGUCUUUAUUGCUGAGUAAAAAAUGGGAUAUGCUCUGGAAAAUUAUAAGAAGCUGUUCAUCAGUAGCAUGCCACUGUGCAGCACAGAGAAUAAUCCUUUAUCCUUCUUCCUCUUAAGGGUUUUCCUUGACAAAAUUGCCCCAUAUUAUACCUACUGCAACUAAUUUGGAAAAAUGAUAUGGAACUGUGUGAUGUUGUAGGACUAUGCAGUUGUUUCUGAUUGAUUUAGAACAAAAAACAAAAUCCAAGAAACUUAGCCUACAUUUUGGUGAUGUCGUUCUGUCUGACAAUCUGUCAUUCAUUCUGAUUUUGGGCAAAAAUUGUUUUCUCUCUAGGAAAGAGAAAUCUUAUUGAAGAAAGGCAGUGGAAUUGAUAUCUCUAGGUCUGUAUGCAAAUUGGACUCUUCAGAUUGGGAAAGACAGGCCAAAGACAGGUCAUUUCCCACUGAAUAAUGAAAAAAAAAUAUAUUGGGAAAUGCUACAAUCCAACCGUUAGGUGCACUACAACCCACAGAUUUCAGUGGGUUCCAGCAUGCCUAACUCAGGUUGUAGUCGGAAUAUAUUGGACUGAGCAGAAAUAAGUGAGAUGAGCUAUAUUAGAGUUUAAGAGAAAGAGUAUUAAUAUGUAAUGUAAUGUAUUAUGUAUACAUACCAAACCAUCUUAGUGUAAAUAAUGCAUUGUAAUGUACUGGCGUAGUCAGUUAUUGGUCAGUGGUCAGAUUCCAUUGUAGUGUUGUAGAUUUUUUUAAUAUGUGUUUUUAAAAAAAGAGCACUUGUUUUCCAAGUUUCUUAUAUGUUUUAGAACAAAGGGAAAUGUGCUGUUUUGACUUUUAGCCUCCUCUUUUAAAAUAGAUAAUGAUUACCAAGAAGAAGAAAAAGAUUAAGGGUCAGUCACACACUGCAGUGCAAGCAAUGUGAUUUGCUUGUGGUUGCAACCAAUGUAUUGCAGACCUUUGCAACCACAGCUCUUUCCUGCCUACAACUAAGCCUGGUUCACAUGUUUACUGAACCAGCAAUCCUCUCUGGAGGAGCAGAACUGCAACAAUCUUCAUGCAACCAAGAUCACUGGCUCAGUAAUGGGAUGACCUGGACCUUAGACAGCAGAGCAGAAAUAUACAAGGAUCCCGAUAGGAUUCCUGUGUGUCUCUUCCAUGUACAGCUUGCUCAUGAGACUGAAGCAAGGAGGCAGGACAGACUUACAGUAAAGUCCUUUUAGGCUUAAUCUUUUACUACUUUCACAGCAUCCCUCAAUAGAAAACUGAAACAUUAAGGUCGGAAAUGCAGUAGAAUGUAGUAAAAACAAAACAACAAUAACACCCUCUUCACAAUCCCAGUGAGUCUUUCCACAGUUUAAAUUAUCAAAAUGAAUAACACAAGAUAGGGGAGGUAAAAGGGGGCUCAUUGUUGCUAAUGUUUAAAUCUCUUUUUUUAAAAAAAUGAACAGUUAUCUAUUUUUAUUGACAAUAUUUAUUUGAGCAUUAAAGAGUGAAACCUUACAUGAAUUUCUUUAAUGUGAAAUUAGCACAUCUAGGCUUCUUUAGGCCAGAAACCCAUUCAGAACUCAAGAGCAUAUAUACCAAGACAUCUGCACCUCACACCAGAGUUGAAGAUGGAUUUAAUUCCUGUAUAUGCUUUGUUCAAAUAAGUUUGUGCUUGGGGCUGAACGAACCUGUAUCUUUUUUCCUAACACAAUAACCUCAGUGUAGAAGCCACCGCAGUUCCCUUCAUACACAGUCAGCACUCUGCCUGGAGGAUAUCAGUAGAUGAGAGAAGGCCCACACAGUUGGACCUGCCCAUCCAUAGGCAUGGCCCAACUGGGUGCAGUUUUCAUUCCAGUAAAACACAUUCCCAUGGCAGACUUUCCACACAGAUCAGGGCCAUCCAUGCAGUAAUCAGAUUUUAAAUGUUACACUUUGGCAUGGAAAACUGCCCUUUUCAAUCUUUUCCAUAUGUAUACAACAUUUGAAUCAACUGUCAGCAUGGUAUAUACUGUAUCAGAAGCUGCCUUAUACCGAGUCAAAGCCUUGGUCCAUCUAGCUCAGUAUUGUCUACACUAGAAUAGUAGCUGGGCCAGAUUGUGGGAUAAUUAGGAACAGAGGAAGCUGCCAUAUACUGAGUCAGGCCAUUGGUCCAUCUAGCUCAGUAUUGUCUACUCAGACUGGCAGUGGCAACUUCUCCAAAGUUGCAGGCAGGAAUCUCUCUCAGCCCUAUCUUGGAGAUGCCAGGGAGGGAACUUGGAACCUUCUGCUCAUCCCAGAGCGGCUCCAUCCUCUAAGGGGAAUAUCUUACAGUGCUCAUACAUCUAGUCUCCCAUUCAUAUGCAACCAGGGUGGACCCUCCUUAGCUAAGGGGAGAAGUCAUGCUUGCUACCACAAGACCAACUCUCCCCCCUUAAUUAUCCAAAAGCAGUAAAGAGAGUGUGUUCAUGUCUGUUCUAUAUAAUGGGGACCUUUAAAAUCUACCAUAGCUCUGCGCAUGCCAGCUCUUUCCAUAACAGAUAACAAAGAAUCAGCCACCAUGUGCCUAAAUAAUAAAUAAAAAAUUAAAUACUGGACAUCUACCCUGGAUAAGAAAAGAGAAUCCUAUUCUGUAUAUGGCAAUAGGUUUUAGAUGGAGACACUGCACACAUACUUCCUUCCUCCCUCUAAUGGCACAUGUAAAUCUUCUUGCCAUCUGUAUGGCUUCCAUAUGUCUAUGUGAGUAUAAGCAAAGGCAAGCUUGUGACACACAGAUCAAAGAAGUGUGGAUCUAAAAUAAGUUAAGGCAUAUGGCACCCACGUCUUGUAAUCCAGCACUGGUUGCAUUUCAGCUUUAAUUGGAGCGCACACAUAGGCCUUUAAAAGCAUGUGCAUGAUCACCACCAUGUGGAAAAACGCAUUACAUAAGAACUGCGACACGUCCUUCAUGUGUUUGUAAUAUUUUUACAGGGAGGGGCUUGCAUGACUGUUUUUAGGCGACGUAGUAGCCAAGAACACACCAAGAGUCAAAAUGGAAGUCCUUCUCACAUGGAAGAUUCCAAGAACCCUUUUAAAACAAAAACUGAAGGGCAGUAUGCAUGGUCAUAAGCUUACAUUUCCUUUGACAGAGUACACAUAGUCUUGGUCUAAGGCACCAGGCCACAUGUUCCUUUCCAGUGUGAAAUCUCAGACUGGUACAUGUCAGGGUCUUGUGCUCUCCCCUGUGUCUCCCAUGACCACCCGGUAUGUUUUUGGAAAGAAUAAGAGGAGGUGCACAAGUGGUUAGUAGGAUGUUCUAAAUAGAAAAAGAGUCCACCUUGGCUCAUUUCUUGCUUUCUUCGUACUGAGGGGCAGGAGUGUACAUGCACCUGAGACUCGUACCAGGCUGAGAUUUCUCCCCGGAAAUUUGCGAGUGAACAUCAUAUUUCAUUAGAUUUGUCAAGAGGUUUGCUUUCAAAGGUGAUCCUUUGCCUUUAAUAGCUGCCUGGCAGAGAGAAGGUCCAUGGACACAAAUUCUUUGUCAUUACAACACUUUGAUGGGGAAAGCAGUUCAGUGGAAUUUCUUUCUGUCACACGAUAUAUUAAAAAGACACUUUUGGGAUUUUGCAGGUGUUGCAAAUCCUGAAUUGCAUAAAUGCUGUCAAUAAAAAUACCAAGCUGUUAAAAAUAGUGAAUGGAAGCACAGCCAGAAGACACAGUAUGAUGAAAAUGUUAUAGAAUUAAUGCAUGAGGUAGAACUGCUGUUUUUUUCUCAAGUUGUUAUAAGAAGCAUGAAAGACGUUAAUUUAAAUGUUGGCAAAAACAAUUAGAAAGAAAGUCACACGUUAUGUUCAUGUCUGGUUAAGUAAGAGAAAAAAAUUUAUUUCCUCUGGUUUCCCUCCAUAAUCAUGACAUUUUUGGUUUUAUCAUGUACCAUCGUUUAUAUCCUUAGACCUGGUGGAAUGUACAUCUCUUAUAUAUGUCACCAGAUCAAAAAAGGAGGACAAAAAAUUAACUUUUUCUAAUUUUCUACCUGUAGCAAAGUUUGUAUUUUUUGAAUUGGAAACAAAAUGUUUUGUCUUAUUGUCUCAAAAGUCAAACUUUUGUGUAUUACCCUUUUGGAAAACAUGAAGUAUGAGUUUAUGCUGUUUUACAGAUUUUAAAUAAAUUCUUAUUACACUGCCAACAAA